Messenger RNA from Columba livia (rock pigeon), 6181 nucleotides. RefSeq names its product testis specific 10 (gene TSGA10). The coding region runs from base 16 to 2754 and encodes 912 amino acids. NCBI's taxonomy places the organism in Eukaryota, Metazoa, Chordata, Aves, Columbiformes, Columbidae. The record is from RefSeq and is a predicted model, not a curated record. The transcript is spliced from 18 exons.
GCCACCACCCUCUGGAUGCGGCCUGUCAGCCAGUUCCCCACCCACCGCAGAGACCACUUGUCUAGCCCCGAACGCCCCAGUUUCCCCAGGAGCCCCUGGGACACCGCAUCCAAAGCUUCGGAGAAGGCGAACCGCCUCCCGCCUUUGGAAAGCUCGGCCCCACCGCGGGGCCGCUGCUGGCGCAGAGCCCGGCGGGCUGUUCCCAGAGCUGGCGAGACGUGUGGGCGAAUGCCCGCGCUGCGCUGCCCCUUCCCGCCGUCCCGGCCGGCUGGAGCGGCGGUUGGAGCGGGCCGUUGUCGGGAGCGCGGAGGGAGGCAGCGGUUGGGGCGGGGAGCGGGCGCGGCGGCGGGUGAGUGCGCGGGUCAGCGGCGGCGGCCUCACUUGGCCCGGGCACCGGCCAUGAGCGCCCGGCGCUCCCCAGAGCGCCGCGGGGGGAGAGCGGAGAGUCGCCCCAAGAUUGAAGACCUGAAGAACAUAAACUAUGAGCUAAGGCAACAUGUCAUGCAACUGCUUGCUAAGAAGCAAGUGGUGGAAAGUCAAGUGGAUAGGUUCACUUGUGAAAAUGAUCAUCUGUGUAAAGAACUGGCUGUAAUUGGUGAACUAUCUGAGCAGCUGGAAAAAGAAUUGCUCUUCAAUACUGCUGAUAAGGACCUUGAGGAAGCAAAGAUUCAAAUUCGACACCAGCAGAAAGAGAUAAAGAAGCUGGAACACACGGUGAAAACACUGAAGUCUGUUAUUAUACAAACAGAAGCUGAAAUAAAUGAAGGGAAGUCACCAUCGAGGCUUGAUGCCUUUAUUAAGACAUUGGAAGAGGACAGAGACUACUAUAAGCGUCACACUGAGAAUUUGCUGAAGGUACUUAGAAAAACAUUUUCAAGUCCUGAGCAAACGUCUACUUGUGGCAGCAUGUCACAAAAACUUUCAUCCAUCCAGAGAGUGUGUUCUGAUGCAGAAGUUUUGAAAAUAUUGAGAGAACAUGAAGAGCUGAAGUCAACGCUGAAAAAAUAUGAGCGCCAUGUGGCAGAAAUUCAGGGUAACAUCAAAGUUUUAACAGCUGAGAGAGACAAGAUUGUCAAUCUUUAUGAACGGGCACAGGAAGAGAUUUCCCGACUUCGUCAGGAAGUGAUUAAAUGCCCUAGGAGUCCUAAAAGCACCAUGACAGCUCAAGCUAUGUUAAGACAUGUGGAGAUAGAAAGGGAUAUAGCACUGUCAGAUUUCCAAAGGAUGACUACAGAACGUGACAGCCUCAGGGAGCAGUUAAAGAUUUCUCAGGAGACUGCAUUGAAUGAAAAGGCUCAUUUGGAACAGAGGAUUGAAGAGCUAGAAACUACUAUUAAAAAUUUAGAUAGUGAACAGUUGGAACAGAUGUCCAAAGUGAUGCUAAUGAAAGACACCAUUAAUUCUCUGGAAACUGAGAUAAAAAGAUUGGCAAGAAGAGCACUGGACUCUGAAACUGAGUUGAACCGACGGGAAGCUGAAUAUGUUUCACUUAGUUUAUUGAAUGAAAAGACAGAACAAAGUCUUUCAGAGACUCAGCGAAACCUUAUUAAGACAGAAUAUGAAAUGCAGCUUACCCAAGAGAAAGUUAUUCUUUUAGAAGAAAAAAUUGAUAACUUUUCAAGACAAAGUCUUCUACAAAAAGAGGAGAUCUGUGCUUUGAAAGAAACAAUUGCACAACUUGAUAAAGAGAAGGCAACUUUGCAAGACUGUGUGGAAGAAGGAAGAGAGAAGAUUGCUACUUUUGAGGAAAGCCUGGCAAUUAAAGAGAAAAUAAUUUCAGAUUUGAAGAUUCUGAUUACUGAGUUGGAGCAUUCUACAAAAAAAUCUGCUGAAGCACUCUGUAUCUGUGAGAAAGAUAUCACCAGUUUGCAUCAACAGCUACAAGAAACCAACAAAGAACUUGCAGAGACUAACAAGAACAGAGAAUCAUUAGCUCAGGAGAAUGACAGGUUACAAGAGCAUCUUUGUAAUAUUAAGCAAGAAAAUCAGGUACUAUAUAAAAAACUAGCAAAGUACCAGAAUGAGCUUGAUGAUGUGAAGUUGAAAGCACAGGAUUCAAACACAGAUAUUGUCAGGCUGAAGGGUAUACUGAAGUCUAAAGAGAGAGAGAACUGCGAGCUUUUGGAGAACUAUCAUAAAGCCUGUGAACAAAGAGAAAGUUGGGAAGAGAAAUGGCAGCGAGCAGAAACAGAUUGUAGCUCUGUCAGAAUGGCACUGAUCAGUGCGGAGUCUGAGAAGCAAUGGUUGAAAGAGAAAAUAGAGACUCUUGAAACCGAGAUGGAGCAACUGCAGAGCAAGUGUGUGUCAUCCCAUUGUGAAAUAGAGCUGCUGAGAAAGCAACUGGGAAAUGAAAGAGCAACUUUGAAACACCUGGAAUCUUUGCUUGUGUCCAGUCAUGAUAAAGGAUUUCAGGCACAAAGAGCAAAGCAAGAAAAAGACACUGAAAUACAGCUUCUCAAGGAACAGCUUUCUUUAGCAGAACAUAAACUUGCUGUGCAGAGUCAAGAUUUUACUCAGCUCAGAAACAGAGCAGCUCAGCUAGAGUCAGAACUGGCUAUCACCAAAAGACAGCUGGAGACUGAGCGCUUUGAAAGGGAACGUGCCAUACAGGAGCUUCGACGCCAGAAUCAUGCAGUCUCAUAUCAGUUAGGCUCUACAUUAAGAACAUCAUCACCUGACCAUUCCCAUUAUCAACCUCCUGAUUGGUCUCUGGACUUGUCCCAGGAAGGGAAUUUCAAGGACAAUGGGCUGUGAAGACUCAGCACAACAUCUGGAGAGUUAAAGUUUAAUGCUUACUUAAUUAUCAUUUUUCCCUGCUGAAUGCUAAAUUUCAUUAAAUCUAUUUCACAAAUGCUUGCACAGGUUUUUCCUCACUCUUAAUGUUGUUCAGUGGGAAGAAUUCAGUUUAGACCACUUCCUCUCUCACCCCUCUCCUAGCUCUUGUAUUGUUGUGUGAGAUGGCUCAUCUCAGUAAACAGGAAAAAAACCCAAAAGAACCAAAUGCAAGUUCCAUCAACUUUACUGACAGUGUGCUUUUAUUUUAAAAGUGCGCAUAAUUUUAAAAGUUUUUUUUAUAUAACUGAAAAAAGGGAAAGAAAAAUGUGAAACUUUAUUAGGGGGAAAAGUAUCUAUAUAUUCAGGUGUUCUAAUUUCGAUCUAUUUUUGCUGAACUAUGUGAGUAUUAUACUUCAGAGAAUGCUAUGCCAUCUCAAGACAGGAAGAGUUUGAGGUUUUUUCACUCCCUUCAAACCUGAAUGACUUAUUAAUUUGGAUAAGUAAGAUAGUAAUGCCAGCAGAUACCAGUGUUUUGACAUCCAUCUAUGAAGAUGUGUAUUUUUAUGUCUCCGUACAUACUGGAGAUGACUCAGAAAUUCUGCACCUUAUGUCACAGAAUCACAGAAUGUUACGGAUUGGAAGGGAUGUCCAAAGAUCAUCUAGUCCAAUCCCCCUGCUGAAGCAGGAACACCUGGAUGAGGUUACACAGGAAUGUGUCUGGGCAGGUUCUGAAUGUCUCCAGAGUAGGAGACUCCAGAACUACCCCGGGCAGCCUGUUCCAGUGUUCUGUUACCCUCACUGUGAAGAGGUUUCUUCUCAUAUUUAAGUGGAACUUCCUGUGUUCCAGUUUGUACCAUUGCCCUUGUCCUAUCAUUGGUUGUCACCUAGAAGAGCCUGGCUCCAUCCUCCUGACACUCACCCUUUACAUAUUUAUAAACAUUAAUGAGGUCACCCCUCAGUAUCCUCUGCUCCAAGCUAAAGAGAUGCAGCUCCCUCAGCCUUUCGUCAUAAGGAAGAUGCUGCACUCCCUUAAUCAUCUUUGUUGCCCUGCACUGGACUCUCUCCAGCAGUUCCCUGUCCUUCUUGAACUGAGGGGCCCAGAACUGGACACAAUAUUCCAGAUGUGGUCUCAUCAGGGCAGAGUAGAGGGGAAGGAGAACCUCUCUCGAUCUACUAACCACCCCCCUUCUAAUACACCCCAGGAUGCCAUUGGCCUUCCUGGCCACAGGGGCACAGUGCUGGCUCAUGGUCAUCCUGCUGUCUACCAGGACCCCCAGGUCCCUUUCCCCUACACUGCUCUCUAACAGGUCGUUCCCCAACUUAUGCUGGAACCUGGAGUUGUUCCUGCCCAGAUACAAGACUCUACACUUGCCCUUGUUAGAUUUAAUUAAAUUUUUCGCCGCCCAACUCUCCAGCCUGUCCAGGUCCCGCUGGAUGGCAGCACAGCCUUCUGGCAUGUCAGCCACUCCUCCCAGCUUGGUGUCAUCAGCAAACUUGCUGACAAUGCACUCUGUUCCCUCAUCCAAGUCAUUGACGAAUAUAUUGAAUAAUACUGGUCCCAGUACCGACUCUUGAGGCACUCCACUAGAUACAGGCCUCCAACUAGACUCUGUCCCAUUGACCAUGACUCUCUGGCUUCUUUCCUUCAUCCAGUUCACAGUCCACAUCACUACCUGAUCGUCCAGACCACACUCCCUCAGUUUAGCUGUGAGGAUGCUGUGGGAGAUGGUGUCAAAUGCUUUACUGAAAUUAAGACAGACCACAUCCACUGCUUUGCCAUUAUCUAGCCACCUGGUUAUGUCCUCAUAAAAGGCUGAGGUUGGUCAAGCACGACUUCCCCUUGGUGAAGCCAUGUUGACUGCCCCUAAUGACCCUCUUAUCUUUGAUAUGCCUUGAGAUGGCACCAAGGAUAAGUUGUUCCAUCACCUUUCCAGGGAUGGAGGUGAGGCUGACUGAUUUAUAGUUAGCUGGGUCCUCCUUCUCGCCCUUUUUGAAGACUGGAGUGACAUUUGCUUUCCUCCAGUCCUCAGGCACCUCUCCUGUUUCCCAAGACUUUGCAAAGAUGAUGGAGAGUAGCCUAGCAAUGACUUCAGCCAGCUCCCUCAGCACCCAGGGUUGAAUCCCGUCAGGACCCAUGGAUUUAUGGAUGUCCAGAUUGCUUAACUGGUCCUUAACCCAGUCCUCAUCAAUCAAGGCAGACUCCUCCAUUGUCCUGACUCCCUCUGGGGUCUCAGCAGUACGGGGCUCCUCAGAACAGCCUCUGACAGAGUAGACAAAGAAGGCAUUCAGUAACUCUGCCUUCUCUGUAUCUUCUGUCACCAGGGCACCCACCUCAUUCAUCAGUGGGCCUACAUUGCCUCUGGUGUUAGUUUCAUCUGCCAUGUAUCUGAAGAAGCUCUUUCUGUUGUCCUUGACCCCUCUCGCAAGGUUUAAUUCUAAGGAGGCCUUAGCUUUCCUAGUUGCCUCCCUACACCCUCUGACAACAGCCUUAUAUUCUCCCCAAGUGGCCAGUCCCUCCUUCCAUGAUCUGUAAACUCUCCUCUUCCACUUGAGUUUGCCCAGCAGUUCCCUGUUUAACCGUGUAGGUCUCCUGGUUCCUUUCCUUGACUUCCUACCUGUUGGGAUGUUCUGAUCUUGAGCUUGGAAGAAGCAAUCCCUGAAUGCUAACUAACUGUAUUGGGCCCUUUACCUUCAAGUACCCCUUUCCACUAGACUUCCCCUAGCAAUUGCUUGAAAAGGCCAAAGUUGGCCCUACUGAAGUCCAGGGUUGCGAUUCUGCUUGCUAUUCUGUUCCUGUUACAUGAGAUCCUGAACUCCACCAUCUCAUGGUCGCUGCCGCCAAAGCAGCCCUCAACCUUUACCGCUUCAACCAGACCCUCCUUGUUAGUGAGGAUGAGAUCCAGCAGCGUUCCUCUCCUAGUCGGCUCAUCCACCAUUUGCAUGAGGAAGUUAUCAUCAAUGCACUGGAGGAACCUCCUGGACUGUGGCUGGCUGGCUGGCUGAGUUCCAGCAGACAUCAGGGUAGUUAAAAUCCCCCACGACAACCAGGGCCUGUAAUCCUUAAUGUAAAACAAAGUCUCUUCAAAUUAAUCCUGGAAUGCAAACUGAUUGCUCUAUUUUCAAAAAAGUUAAUCUAGAGGGAAGAGCAGCCAAAGAGCCAAGAAUCCAUAUUUUACAUAGAUUGAUAAGGGGAAGGGUUUUGUUUGAAUGAGAUGAAAGAAUCAUGUAAACUGAGGCAGGUGUCAGGCAGUCUGUAAACCCUGCGGUACCCAGGCAAUGGGGAACAGGGGAGGGAAUCUGCGGAUAGAGUAAUAUAAGCAGGGGAUUUUUGCCCUAUUGCGUGUGCUGAUCAUUAGGUAGGACACCCAGUUUUGCACAAUCGUUAAUAAAAUAUGCUUUACUGAAA